UCGGCGGGAUGGACAAAAAUCAGACUGCGAGACAACAAAAUAGAAGUGCAGUAAACAGUGAGAGGGAGAAUAGUGUUGAGGCUACAAGGCGGGUUACAGCUAGAUAAAUAUGUUCACAUCCUGUUCGAUCGGAUUAUGACAUUACAUGCAUCGUGGUGACAUGCAAAAGAUAAGCAGACUCGUUUUUUUAAAUAUACGAUUGCACACAUUUCCUACAGCGAGAACGAGUUUGACAUGGAAGUGAAGCGCUAGCCAGCAGACGUAGCACUUUAUUUUCACUGUCAUAAAAUAACCUGGAAGAUUAUAGACAUCGGGUGGUAUGGAAAACUGUCCAUAGAGAUCACAUAAUUCGCUUUUUAUAUGGAUUUUAGCCCAACUACAAAUAGAGGAUAUUUUUAAAAAGCGUUGAUCAGCUGUCAAUAUGGCCGAAAUAAAGUCGCUCAGUGAGUCUGACGAUGAAGAUCUACACUCCACAGAUCCUGAGGGUAAGGACAAGAGCAAAGACAAGAAGAUACUGUGCAAAGUCAAAUGGUCUUGUGACGAGGAUGAGAGGCUGAAGAAGUUAGUGGAGCAGCAUGGAACAGACUCCUGGAAAUUAGUAGCUAAUCAUUUCCCAGGGAGGACAGAUGGCCAGUGUCAGCACCGCUGGCAGAAAGUGCUCAACCCAGAGCUGGUGAAAGGACCCUGGACAAAAGAGGAGGAUCAGAAGGUGAUCGACCUGGUGCACAAAUAUGGCCCCAAGCGCUGGUCGGUGAUCGCUAAGCACCUGCAGGGACGCAUCGGAAAGCAAUGUCGUGAGCGCUGGCACAACCACCUGAACCCUGAAGUAAAGAAGUCCUCCUGGACCCAGGAGGAGGACUGCAUCAUCUACCAGGCCCACAAACGCCUGGGCAACCGCUGGGCUGAGAUCUCCAAGCUGCUGCCUGGAAGGACGGACAAUUCCAUUAAGAACCACUGGAACUCCACCAUGAGGAGGAAGGUAGAGCACGAGGGGUAUCUUCAGGAGGGCUGCAGGGGAUUCUGCUUUGACCAUAGGGGGGUGAAGAGAAGUCACCACAGACCCUGUGUCCCCCAACCAGACACCCCCCACCACGGGCACAGCCCUCUGGGCAUGGAAGGACCAACACAGCUCGGGGGUUACCCUUAUAGCCCUCACUGUGGCCAACUGAUGGACAGCCUCCAAGACUCCUCCAGCUACUUAUCGAAUGUGGAGCGUUACUCCAGCUGGGCAGACAGCGUGUCAGACGACACCAUGACCACCAGCAGCAGCAGUCUGGAGGAUCAGGCUGAGGGAGGCUGGAGGGGGGCAAAGGAGGGCCGGGGCCCCCCGAGGGAGCAGGCUGAGGAGGGCUGGAGGGGCCCAGAGGAGGGCCGGGGCCCCCCGAUGGAGCAGGCUGAGGAGGGCUGGAGGGGCCCAGAGGAGGGCCGAGGGCUCCAGGUCCAGCACCACGUCUCCCCCAGUAAGUUCCUGUCUGUGGAGGCUAAUUCCGUGCUCUCCACCUUGCAGACCAUCCCAGAGUUCGCAGAGUCCAUGGAGCUCAUCGACUCGAUGUGUCUGGCUCUACAGGACCCUAUGACGUGGAGCGAGGCGUCCAGCUUCGACAUGUCUGAGGCGACUACCCCCCCGAAACAAACACAAGGGGGCUACGCACCCCAGGGGAGAACCACAGAGGGGAUGAGGUACGCAGUUGACCACCCCAACGGCAUCUCCACCAAGCACUGUGCCCCCAUGGGUCAGGGGAAGGCCCCCCCACACACCCCGAACAACAUGCCCAGAUCGAGUUUACCUACCCUGGGGAGGAGGAUGAGGGGGGACCAGUCCCCUGAUAGGAGUUGCCCAUCCUUCUUAGACUCACCAAGCACCAACUCACCCAAGAACACCCCCACGAAAGCACUGCCCUUCUCCCCCUCCCAGUUCUUCAACACAUCAGGAGGAGAGCAUCUGAGCUUGGACAAUCCAGCUCUGACCUCCACCCCGGUCUGUGACCAGAAGUGUCUCCUCAACACACCCUUCCAGAGGGAGACCACGCCCAAACACCAGAAAGAGAAUGUGGGUUUCAGGACCCCUAAGAUCCGUAAGUCCAUCAUGGUUCCGACUCCCAGAACUCCUACUCCGUUUAAGAAUGCCCUGGCCGCCCAGGAGAAGAUGCAUGGGCCACUAAAGAUGGUGCCCCAGUCCCUGGCCUUCCUGGAGGAAGACCUCAGGGAGGUGCUGAAGCAGGAUAUUGGAUCAGACAUCUUCACCAGGGAACUACAACCACAUUUCAUGACAUGGAAACAUGACGUGGAUGGGCCAGCCAGGAAGGUGCGUAAGUCCCUGGUGCUGGACUCCUGGGGGAAAGACUGUCUUAACGUCCAGCUAUUCCAGGAACAGCGCAAUAAUGCACAGGUCCCAGAGGAGAGUCUCCUGACCAGCUCCUUACUGAUGACCCCCCUCCCUGAGAGAGACAGAGAGGAGCACCCUGCCCCCUCGUCUGGGAGGAAGGGGUCCUGUGCCCCCCUACUCCAACUCCCCAGCCCCCGCAAGAGGAAGAACCCCCCUUCGGUCAGAAUGUCCCACCACGAUUCACUUAGACAGGUAAAAAGCGAGUGGGAAGCAGUGGUUUAUGGGAAGACUGAGGACCAGCGGAUCAUGACAGAGCAGGCCCGGCAGUAUCUGGGUAGUACCUACCCAUCCUCCGCCUGCACCUCGAGGGCCCUCGUCCUCUGAGGCCUAUGUCACCCCACACACUACACCCGUGCGGCAGAGUUGCUAUGUAAACCACGCUCCUUCUCCUAACGACUCUUAGCAUACUUAGACAAUCUGGUGUAGGCAACUCAAAUCAUUUUGAAAGUUGUGUAUUGAUAAGAUCCCUAAGUGAACACUCAAGUGUACCACAGAAUACUUUACAGAAAAAGCCAAGUCAAGCCUUUUUUUCUCAGUCACACUACCCAAGAACCUUGACGUCUUUGAUUUGAGUUUUUGUAGCCAUAAAUUCCUUGGUUUGUCUUUUGAAUACACACAAGCCUAGCCAUGUAACAGGUUUGUACAGAUAAGAAAUACUUGAUUUUCUGCACUAUAAUGUGUUAAAAUGGAACAAUCUGCACAUACAGUAAGUAGUAAGCUGUAGAAAUAGACUGAUUAUUACUAGCAGUGGCUGAGUCUCAUAUUGUUCAUAUAUUGUUUAAAUAAAAAUGAAAAAAAUCUGUUUUAUGAUGUAAUAUUACACGUAUAUGUAUAUUUUCUAACUUGUUUGUAGAACUACCCUGUACUGCUACACCUGUUGUUUUGAAGUCUUAGGAGAGAGACAGAGCGCUGUCUGUAUGGCACUACUGAGUUGGGGUUGGCUGCAGAGAAGCCAUCAGUGUUGAGGUGACUGGAUAGCACUUGUGAUGUGACUGUAUUGUUUCAAAACGCAAUCAAGUUUCCGUUCCAAGGCCAUACUUUCCUUUUGCAGUCUCAAGUUGAGACAUUUGUUGAAUGUAUUUCAUAGCGUGAAACUGCGAAGAAACUCCAAAUGGAAGGGUACUUUUUCCCCCCAUAUUUUAUUUAUUAUCUGUAUUCUAAAACAUAGAUAUUAAUAUAAGUGUAAAUUGAACACAUUCUCCUUUGAGAAAUCUUCCGAAAGCCUUUCCCUGCCCCUAAGAUUUGAUCUGUCAGUUCUACUUCUUACCUUCUAUUGAUCUAGGUUGUGUUUGGGGAAGGGUACACUGAUCCAAAAUCAGAAUCCAGUUGUCAUGUUUGCUACUGAUCAAUAGUGCUCAGUGUGCUAAAACGACCAUGUUUAGUUGAGGGGAUCCUCCUGUUCGCAUGAAGGCUGUAUGCUCUAUUUAUUCAAUGUUUACUCAUUUAUUUAUUUAAAUACAAAGAUAAAUGAUCAAAUCGUUAUAUUUUCUUCUUAUCAGAAAAGGAUUGGGCUACCUUUCACCUAAUCUCUCCAAAUUAGACAUAACAAGCAAACAUGCACUGCCACGAAUUCCUUUUUAUUCACUAAUUAUUUAAUCAGAUUGAGUUAAUUACCAUUCGUAUAGUGACAUCACUGAGUUGUUAUUGAUAGAACAGUUUCCCCUGGAAUCAGUUAGUUUUUUUGUAGCAGGACCCAGUCUCUAAUCAUAGACAAAUUGCACUUUGCUCAUUGUUUUAAGUGUUGUUUCGUUCAUUUGUUUGAGAGCAUGACCUAGCUCCUUUUAUGUGUGUGUGUUUUGGUCAUUUUUUUCAAAUCCAAUGCCGUUAGAUGAAUGUCUCACUACAUGUGACAAUUGAACAUUGACCUAAAUAGGUAUAGAUGGAGCUGCUUGAUGUAUGUUUUUACAUGGCAUGUAAAGAUUGAGCUUUUUGUAAAGAUGGAAAUAUUGUAAAGAUUAAGCUUUUUUUAAUAUUUUUUUUUUAGAUCAAUUGUUUAUCAGUAAUAAUCACCAGGACAAUAUAAGAUUUUCAACAGACAAAAUAUUAUUUUUUGUUGUAUGUCUUCAUGUGACAAUGCAGUUUUCUAUAGCUCUGAUUGGUUACCUCUGUAAUAAAAGGGGGCAGCAGAGUAUCUAUGGUCCCUGUGGUGAUGGUUGGUGUCAUUCGUUCCAACGGUCUUCCAGCUGUUUAGAAUCGGAAUUAUAAUUUGGAUUAUAAUCUGGAUUAUCUAGCAUUAAGUGUGUUGGAGAAUAAAAAGGGAAUCUCCUCGGGAGAGUUCACAAGGAAACAUCAUGUAUGUUCACCCUCUCUGAGCUCCACAGAGCUUCAGUCUCUGAUCUUUCUUAUUUUCCUUCAUCGGCUACACUAAAUGUGUAUGUUCUGUUGGUUGGUUUGACUUCAGUAUGUUUGGUUUGUAACAUGUUUGUAUGUUAAUACUUGGACAUCUAACCCUAUGUUAUGAGGAAAUGAAGUACAUUUAUAGUAGUUGUUGUCAUAAUCAUGCAUGAACAACAAGCAAUACGCUGGACCUUUCCAGUACCAUGUUUGUACAGUAAUCAGACGUAACACUUGUCUUGUUUUCUGCUGUAAUCGUAACCAGGCAACACAGAAUUCCUGCCAACUGCAAAUGGAACCAUGUACUUAAUAUGGAAUAGUAAUAAAAUGUUAUUGCAUUGCA
This is a messenger RNA of Oncorhynchus nerka (sockeye salmon), 5063 nucleotides long. RefSeq names its product v-myb avian myeloblastosis viral oncogene homolog-like 1 (gene mybl1). The record is from RefSeq and is a predicted model, not a curated record. Gene Ontology annotation, biological process: regulation of DNA-templated transcription. NCBI's taxonomy places the organism in Eukaryota, Metazoa, Chordata, Actinopteri, Salmoniformes, Salmonidae. Gene Ontology annotation, cellular component: nucleus. Gene Ontology annotation, molecular function: DNA-binding transcription factor activity, RNA polymerase II-specific; RNA polymerase II cis-regulatory region sequence-specific DNA binding.